Triticum turgidum subsp. durum (durum wheat) is the source of this 1158-nucleotide messenger RNA. Lineage: Eukaryota; Viridiplantae; Streptophyta; Magnoliopsida; Poales; Poaceae. The record is from the annotation of a GenBank genome assembly.
AUGAUCCGCCUCCGCAGCUGCAUCCUCACCCAGCUCCUCUGUUCGCCCCCCGCCUCUCCCAUCUCCUCUCUCCGCCGUCUCCUCUCAACCACAGAGCCGGUGCCCCCCGUUCCGGCAAACCCGGGCUUCGCCGUCGAGGACUACCUCGUCGCCAGCUGCGGCCUCACCCGACCCCAGGCCCUCAAGGCUUCCCUUAAAAUCUCCGGCCUCAAGUCACCCUCCAAGCCCGACUCCGUCCUCGCCCUCCUCGCCGGUCUCGGCCUCUCGAGCGCCGACGUCGCCGCCCUCGUCGCUACUGACCCGCGGUUACUCUGCGCCAAAGUGGACACACUAACCUCCAAUGUCGCGGGGCUCGCCGGCAUGGGCAUGUCGCGUUCUCAGAUCGCUCAGCUCGUCAUGCUCGGCUGCAUUAUCUUCCGCUGCAAACCCGUCGUCUCCAGGCUGCACUACUACCUGCCCCUCUUCGGAUCGCCGGAGAACCUCCUUCGCGUUCUCAAGCAGAACUCCUACCUCCUGUCAACCAACAUCGACAAGGUGGUAGAGCCCAACGUCGCGUUCCUGCGGGAGUGCGGGCUAGGUGCUUGUGAUAUUGCCAAGCUGUGCACCUCUCUUCCGAGGCUGCUUAGCACCAAACCAGAGAAGGUCCGGGCGAUGGCGGCAUGUACCGAAAGUCUGGGUGUGUGCCGCGGCUCCGGGAUGUUCAGAAAAGCGAUGCAGGCUGUCGCGUUCCGCAGCAAGGAGAAGAUCGCCGCCGAAGUGGCGUACUUGAAGAACACGUUCAGGUGGUCCGAUGCUGAGGUGGGCAUUGCUGUCUGUAGGUCUCCAAUGGUGCUGUCGAGGUCUGAGGACACGCUCCUGCGUGUGUCCGAGUUCCUUAUCUCUGAGGUGGGGCUGGAACCGGCGUACAUUGCUCCUCGGUCAGUAAUGCUCUGUCUUAGCCUGGAGGGUCGACUGAGGCCCCGGUACUAUGUUAUGAAGUUCCUUAAGGAAAAUGGAUUGCUAAAUCUCGGAUGGAGUUACUUUUCAAUUGUCAAGGCGACCGAGAAGGUGUUCGUGGAGAAGUUCAUAUGCCCUCACAAGGAAGCUGCACCAUACCUCGCUGAAGACUAUGAUGCUGCUUGCAGAGGGGAAGUGCCGACUAAUUUCAGAUUCGCAUGA